GCAAGUUGCAGUUUCAGUGCGCUGCGAGCAACCGGCGGCCUCACACCUUGGGCCAAGCAACACGCAAAUCGAUAAAUCAAAUCGACAGAAAGAUACAAAGCAAGCUGAAGCCAAAGACGUCUCAAGGAGCUCUGUUGCUGAAGACCCUUUUCGCCAAACUUGGUGCGUUUAAGUUUUUGUGGUUCUCACUCACUUCAAAUACAUAAGUGUCAGUGGGUGUGAAUGUGCAAGUGUAAGUGAGUGAGUAUUUGUUGCUCUUACACCGCCACGACAAAAUAUAAGCAAACAAAAUGACCACUGACCUGGAGUCAUCGAAAUUGGAUAAACACAAUGGCCAUCAGCCGCAUCAUAACAACAAUGAGCUGACCGAGAGUGAACCGCUUACUUGGCGCUUCUGGCGCAAACAGCGUUACAUUGUUGUGCUUUUGGCCUUCUUUGGCUUCUUCAAUGUUUACUCGCUGCGUGUGAAUUUGUCAGUGGCCAUUGUGGCCAUGACGGAGAAUCGCACUGUCACCGAUGCCGACGGUAAUGUAUCCUAUGAACAGGACUUUCCCUGGGACUCUAAGCAGAAGGGUUUGAUUCUGAGCUCCUUCUUCUAUGGCUACAUUCUAACGCAGUUCCUUGGUGGUUACAUUGGCACCAAAGUUGGCGGCAAUUAUGUAUUUGGCUUGGGUAUUGGCACCACAGCAAUAUUAACACUGUUAACGCCUUUGGCUGCCAAUCAUAGUCUCGAAAUGUUCUUGGCCGUGCGCAUCAUUGAGGGCGUCUUUGAGGGCGUCACCUUCCCGGGCAUUCAUGCCGUCUGGGCCAGAUGGUCGCCGCCAUUGGAACGCUCUCGCAUGGCAUCGAUUGCGUUCGCCGGCAAUUAUGCUGGCACUGUGAUAGCGAUGCCAUCGUCUGGUAUGCUCGCAUCACGUUAUGGCUGGGCGAGUGUCUUUUAUGUAUUUGGCGCAAUUGGCGUUUUAUGGCUCAUACUUUGGCUGCUAUUUGUGCGUGCCGGGCCCGAGUUGGAUCGCUUCUGUUCGAAGGAGGAAUGCGAGUACAUACAAAAGACGAUUGGUUAUACGGGCACUAGAAAAAUCAAGCAUCCUUGGAAAUCGUUCUUCACCUCAAUGGCUUUCUAUGCGAUUAUUGCAUCACAUUUCUCUGAGAACUGGGGCUUCUACACUCUGCUUACUCAACUGCCCAGUUUCCUUAAGGAUACACUCAACUUUGAUCUGGGCAAAACGGGCUUCAUAUCGGCGGUGCCGUAUUUGGCAAUGGGCAUUUUGUUGGCGGUCUCUGGUUACUUGGCCGAUUGGCUGCAAGUGAAGGGCAUCUGGACAACAACGCAAGUGCGUCGUAACUUCAACUGUGGCGCCUUCUUGGCUCAAACGGUCUUCAUGAUGCUCACCGCGUACAUUAUGGAUCCCACUUGGUCGGUUAUUUUCAUCACAAUUGCCGUGGGUCUCGGUGCAUUUGCUUGGUCUGGAUUCGCUGUCAAUCACUUGGAUAUUGCGCCACAGCACGCCAGUGUGCUGAUGGGCAUUGGCAACACUUUUGCCACAAUACCCGGCAUUGUCAGUCCCCUGCUGACGGGUUACAUUGUGGGCGAUAGCGGAGACCGCGACGAAUGGCGAUUGGUAUUCUUCAUAUCGGCGGGCAUUUAUCUUGUUGGUUGCGUCAUUUACUGGUUCUAUGCAUCGGGCGAGCUGCAGGAGUGGGCCAAGACGCCGGAACAAAAGGCUUUGGAGGCCGAGCAAAAGCAAUUGCAGCUGACACAAAGAGCCGGAUUCGUAAAUACGGCUGCCGACCUAAAGGACUAAAGGAUACACUCGUAUACGGAGACACACACACACAGAUACACACCCAACACACAAUAUACAGGACAAUUGAAAAGUGUUCAAUACAAGCUGCAGUAACUACAGCAAUAACUGUAAAACUGUAAUCUGUGAACUGCUGCAAACUGCAGUUUGCAAGCGCAUCAGUAACAAACAAAUACCAGAGACACAUUUUAGUUUAGUUUAUACUCGUAUACAUUUAACAUAUAUAGUACACACCCACACAUAUCUUUUGUCAGCUGCUGCAAAGUUGCGCCUUAGAAUUUCUUCCUUGUUAUGUGAUGUUAGCAAGUGGAUUUUAUUCAUGUUAGCCCCAUUGACUAUUUUUAGAGUAUUUUUUGCUUGUGCGCUCGCAGUGCAUUCGAGUGCUGUUCCGAAUAAACAAAGUUUUUUUAUUCAAACUGCA
Molecule: messenger RNA, 2226 nt
Organism: Drosophila sulfurigaster albostrigata
Lineage: Eukaryota; Metazoa; Arthropoda; Insecta; Diptera; Drosophilidae
Gene: MFS9
Product: sialin
Exons: 6
Coding region: 291-1805 (504 amino acids)
Biological process (GO): transmembrane transport; monoatomic anion transport
Cellular component (GO): plasma membrane
Molecular function (GO): transmembrane transporter activity
Source: RefSeq, a predicted model, not a curated record